Molecule: messenger RNA, 405 nt
Organism: Lolium rigidum
Lineage: Eukaryota; Viridiplantae; Streptophyta; Magnoliopsida; Poales; Poaceae
Product: ABC transporter B family member 20-like
Exons: 2
Coding region: 1-405 (134 amino acids)
Cellular component (GO): membrane
Molecular function (GO): ATP binding
Source: RefSeq, a predicted model, not a curated record
AUGGUGUCGCGGGGGCUCUUCGGCUGGUCGCCGCCGCACGUGCAGCCGCUCACGCCCGUCUCCGAGACCUCCGAGCCGCCCGAGUCGCCGUCCCCCUACGCCGCCGACUUCGGCUCCGGCGACGGCGCCGCGCCGCCGGGCCCCGACGACGACCCCGGCCUCGACGACGCGGACGACGACGGCCCCGAGCCGCCGCCCGCCGCCGUGCCCUUCAAGCGCCUCUUCGCCUGCGCCGACCGCCUCGACUGGGCGCUCAUGGCCGCGGGCGCCGUGGCGGCCGCGGCCCACGGGGUCGCGCUCGUCGUCUACCUCCACCUCUUCGGCAAGGCCAUCAACACGCUCCACGGGCGCCACAGCCACCAGCUCUUCGACAGCAUCAAGCAGAUGUUAGCGCUCAGAUAUUGA